AAAUAACGAGGUUACUACCUCUGCUUAACAUAGUAUUUCAUAAAGCAGUUCAGUUUUCUCUUUGCUACAUACGAGGAGAGCAGAUAAUUGGUGUGUAAAAAUGAUGUCAAACAUAGCACGGAGAGGCUUCAAUUACAAGCAGCCACUAGCAAGAGCAACUCAUGUGAUAGAAAUUCGGCAGAAUCGUGUUAUUGAUGGCGUAAAGAUGAUGUCCGCUGCACCACAACAAAGAUACGAUUUGCUCGAAAAAACAACGGAAUUGUUAAAAUCUGGUCAAGAGAGUGUGAUAAAGGCAUCACUUGAAUAUCUUCAAGUAAAAGCAAAGAUUACGGGAGAACUUGCACUGGCUUUUAAUCGAAGUACUAUAGCAACCUCAACUCUUCUUGGAGUGCCUUGGGGACACAGUUCAUCAUUCGUCGAAGGCCCUGCAAUAUUUCUUCAUCCUCGCAUUAGGAAGGCCAUUUGGCAUGGUAGCACAGACUCAAUAACUGAUAAAGGCAAGAAUUUAAACGACCCACAUGUGAUAGCUGAUGUUGGUGAUGUCCCUGUCCAAGAUAUUCGAGAUUUUGGAGUCAAAGAUGACAGAUUAACGAAGUUAAUUAGAGAUUCUGUCAAGAUUGUGAUGGAUCAGCCUACAUUGCGUCCCUUAGUUUUGGGAUGUGAUCAAUCCGUAUCAUUAUCUGUUGUUAGAACUAUAUAUGAGCAGCUUGCCGGUCCUGUUGAUGUUCUUCAUUUUGGUGCACAUCUUGAUCAUGAGAAUCCCUUAGUUCAAUCCAAGGAGAAGGGCUAUGUGAACCGACUAGUGCAGGUCGGUUUGCGAUCAAUAACACCUGAAGGACGUAAAGAAGCCAAAAAAAAUAAUGCAGAGAUACAUGAAAUGAAAGAUUUUGAAAAAGAACGCCAUGAUUUAGAGAAACUGAAACUAGGAGUUGGUGAAGGUGUUAAAGGAGUAUAUGUAUCAAUAGAUGUGGAUUGUCUUGAUCAUGAUUACGCUAGAGAAGUGUCUUUACAUGAAUCAAGGGCACUUUCUUUACAAGAUGUUCUCAAUAUUCUUCAAAAUCUCGAAGGUGAUAUCGUUGGUGGAGAUGUUGUCGAGUACAACCCACAACAUGAUGAUACUAAUUAUAAGACGACUGCCCGGGUUACUGCUAAACUGAUCAAAGAAUUAGCGGCAAAAAUGUCCAAAUGAUGAAUCCAUCUCUGAACUGCCAUCUGCUAUUUGAAUUAUUGCGUUCUUUUUAAUUUUGUUUUGUGUCGACUAUGGCGAUACUUAAAAUACGGAGCAACUCUUCGCAGAAGACACUCAGUUCCAAUAAAAUAAGAGUUAUGUGUAUUUGUGUUUUAGGCUUUAGCAGGUCUACUCAAAAUCACAUAACAUUUGUGUAUUUGUUUUUAAUUAAGUUGUUUUGAAUUAAUUCUACGUU
Molecule: messenger RNA, 1424 nt
Organism: Medicago truncatula (barrel medic)
Lineage: Eukaryota; Viridiplantae; Streptophyta; Magnoliopsida; Fabales; Fabaceae
Product: arginase, mitochondrial-like
Exons: 8
Coding region: 101-1189 (362 amino acids)
Molecular function (GO): metal ion binding; agmatinase activity
Source: RefSeq, a predicted model, not a curated record